Medicago truncatula (barrel medic) is the source of this 1318-nucleotide messenger RNA. RefSeq lists its product as uncharacterized. Lineage: Eukaryota; Viridiplantae; Streptophyta; Magnoliopsida; Fabales; Fabaceae. The record is from RefSeq and is a predicted model, not a curated record. The transcript has 6 exons. The coding region runs from base 80 to 1000 and encodes 306 amino acids.
AUUUUUCUCUUAUUUGGGUUCUCAUUUUCUUCAAGGUUGAGAUAGAAGCUGAAUUUUCUUUCUUCCUUUCAUAUACACAAUGAGAUCAAUGCAAUCUAGGUCUAACCUUGAUUGCUUUCUUCACCAUACAACACCUAUUGUACCAUCUAAGUUUCUACAAAAGCAUGAGAUUAGAAACCUUAACCGUUUAUGGCAUCCGUGUGAUAGAGAAACAGUUGAAUAUUUCACUCUGAGUGAUCUUUGGAAUUGUUUCAAUGAAUGGAGUGCCUAUGGAGUUGGAGUUCCAAUCAACUUUAAAAAUGAGGAGACACUUGUCCAAUACUAUGUUCCUUACCUCUCUGCAAUACAAAUAUUUACAACCAAUAAUUUCAGAGAAGAGAUUGAUUCUGGUAGUGAGACAAGGGAUUCGUUCAGCGAUUCUUACAGCGACGAUAGCGAGUGUGAUAAGCUAUGGACAUCAUCAGAAGAAGGAGCAUCUGAGCAAGAUAGUCUCUGGCAUAUGAAUGAUCGAUUGGGUCAUCUCUAUUUCCAGUAUUUUGAAAAAUCAACUCCAUAUGGAAGAGUUCCUCUAAUUGAUAAGAUUAAUGGGUUAGCAGAAAGAUACCCAGGGUUGAUGUCACUUAAAAGUGUUGAUCUUUCACCAGCAAGUUGGAUGGCAGUUGCUUGGUACCCAAUAUAUCAUAUUCCCAUGGGAAGAACAAUUAAAGAUCUUUCAACAUGUUUCCUCACUUACCACACACUUUCAUCUUCAUUUCAAGAUAUGGACCUUGAUAAUGAGAUGGAAGAGACUCAAGAGAAGAGGAAGGAUGGUGAAGGCAUCUCUUUGCAACCAUUUGGUUUAGCCACGUACAAGAUGCAAGGGAAUUUGUGGGUCUCUGGAAAAUGUGGUAGGGACCAAGAAAAGCUGGUUUCACUAUGUAGUGUGGCAGAUUCAUGGUUGAAGCAACUUAAGGUCCACCAUCAUGACUUUAAUUACUUCAUGGGCAUUAGGCAUGGCUAAAAGGAUUAAUAUACACUACUACUAGUUCUAGUACUUUAUAUAUUGACCUCCUAACUCUUCUUUUUUAGGAUAUUUUGUUGUUGAGCACUUGUUUGGAUUGGACCAUUAAUUGCAUUUUUCUGUUUUUGUUUUUUAUUGGAUUAUGUAUGUGUGAGGAAUGAGGACUUUUGUAGUUGUUUAACAUUUGAAAGCAUUUUUGGACAUGCCCUUGUUAGACUCCUUAGAAAGUGUAACUAAUGAAUUUACUACUUUGUAUAGCCUCUUGUGAAGAGAGGUAGAUUAGGAGGUCAGAAUAUUACUAUUAUUGCUUAUUUUUGA